GAAGAAGCGCAUGUUGAUCUCUAUUAUUUAUUACAUUUUUAGCACCAUUUCUUAAUGGCGGAUCUUGUGGGGGCACUCCUUGAAAUUGUAAAAUGCAUUGCCACUCCAACCUGCAACUAUGUAGAUAAUUACAAGAAUUUUGAUGAUGAUGUGAAUGAGUUGAGAGGCAAACUGGGAGAUCUAAAUAGACGAAAACAAGAUAUAGAAUCAAGAAUUCAAGCAGAGGCUCGUGCGGGCCAAAUGGUGAAAGAAGAAGUGCUAGGCUGGAUUAAACAUGUACAAACCAUCAAUGAAGACGUGCAAACUAUUUUAGAGAAGGCGCAGAGUGUUAAAUGGUGCAGAAAAGCUUGUCUUGGAAAACAUGUGCGUAGAAAAAUUGAUGUGGUAAAAGCAAUCCAUGAACAAGGUAGUAUUUUUGAAGCUCUUGUAAUUGCAAAAGCUCCAGCCCAAGGAAUCAUAAUUCCAACAGAGAAUUUAGAGGGUGAAAAAUCUGUUAAAGAAAAACUUUGGGAGUAUUUGAUGGGUGAUGAGGUUGGAAUGAUUGGAGUUUGUGGAAUUGGUGGAGUCGGUAAGACUACAAUCAUGAAGCAUGUUAACAAUGAUUUGUUGAAAGGGAACAUGUUUCAGAAAGUGAUUUGGGUUACUGUAUCAUACCCUCUCAAUGUGUUUGCAUUACAAAAGAAUAUUGCUCUUGCUAUGGGUGAAACACUUAGAAACGAUGAGGAAGAGAUGAGGCGGGCAGCAAAACUAAUGGAUAUAAUGAGAAAAGGAAGUUUUGUACUGAUAUUAGAUGAUGUAUGGGAAAAAUUUUCUCUAAAGGAUGUUGGAAUCCUGGAACCAACAGAGCAGAAUGGAUGCAAAGUAGUUAUCACAAGUAGAUCAAUUGAAGUGUGCAAUUAUUUGGGUUGUAAGAUUGUUAAAGUGCAACCUCUUUCACCACAAGAGUCUCUAAACCUUUUCCUCAAUAAGGUUGGAGGUGAUGUUUUAGAAGUUCCAGGGUUGGAAGAAAUCUUGAAAUCUAUUGUGGAGGAGUGUGACGGUUUACCACUGGCGAUUGUUGUGAUAGCGGGGAGUAUGAGGGGAGAAUAUAAUAUUAUAGAGUGGAGAAAUUCCCUAAAUGAAUUACGCCAAUGUGUAAAAAGUGUGAAAGGUGUGGAGGAUGAGAUAUUUGUAAGGUUAAGAUUCAGUUAUGACCGUCUAAGAAGUUUGGAAAUCCAAAAAUGUUUUCUCUAUUGUUCCUUGUUCCAAGAAGAUUAUGAGUUUUCUAGAAAGGAGUUGAUAGAAGGUUGGAUCGAUGAAAGACUAAUUGAUGAGUUGGGAAAUAAACAAGCAGCUUAUGAUAGGGGCCAUGCUUUUUUAAAUAGGCUUGAAAAGACUUGCUUGUUAGAGGCAUGUGUUGGAAGUGAUGGAGUUAAGAUGCACGAUGUAGUGAGAGACAUGGCUAUCAAAAGCAUUGGUCCUGGAGUUGGAUAUAUGGUCAAAGCUGGUUUGAAAUUGACAAAGGUGCCAAAUGAGCAUGAGUGGGCAAUUGAUCUUAACAAGGUGUCUCUAAUGGCCAAUUACAUUUCAAAAAUUCCUGUUGGUUUAACUCCAAAGUGUCCGUUGCUGUCAACUUUGAUAUUGUCAUGCAAUCCUAAGUUGUCAGAGAUUCCAAGUUCCUUUUUUGAAGAUAUGGUCGGACUUAAGGUUCUUGAUCUUUCUGGUACUGAUAUUGAAGCUUUACCUGAUUCUAUCUCUAACUUGGUGAAUCUCUCUGCACUGCGGUUGAGGAGGUGCAAGUGUUUAAAGCACUUGCCUUCCUUAGCAAAGCUCAGGGCAUUGAAGAAGUUGGAUCUGCAUGAAGCAGGGAUUGAGGUGGUCCCUCAAGGCAUGGAGAUGUUGGCAAGUCUUGAAUAUCUUGAUUUAUUUUGUCAAAAUCUGAAAGAGAUUCCAAUGGGAAUAUUACCUCAACUUUCCAGUCUCCAGUACCUGGUUGUAUAUCCAAGCAGCGGAAUUACCAAAAGGAUAAAUUUAGAAGAGGUUGCUAGAUUGAGCAAGUUGGAGAGUUUGGAAUGUGGAAUGGAGGGCAUACAAGACUUCAACUAUCUUGUCAAUAAAUCUAAAGAUUUUGAAAGUCUUACGGCUUAUGAUCUUCGAUUGACAACAGGUAAACGAGACAUCAGAAAUUUUGAAUAUGCUGAUGAAUAUCUUAAGGUUUUAAUUGUUGAGUGUGAGAUUGGAGAAGAAUGUAUAGUGCUUCCAGAUAAGCUUGAGGUUUUGAGGAUCUGUAACAUUAAAAACAUCAAAAACAUGAGAUGCAGCUUAAACAAAACAGUUUUGUUAGAAAAUGCAACUGAGUUGAGAAGGUGUUUUAUUGAGCAUUUUGAAGGCAUGGAGUGCAUGGUUGAGUUGGACUCAUCCUCCUCCUCAUUGUGUUGUCCAGUACUGGAUAAGCUUGAACAGUUGACUCUUGGGAGCUUGCCUAACUUGAGUGUACUUGUGAGAGUUGAAGGAGUAGCAACACCAUCGCACAUCUUUUCCAAUCUUAAAAUUUUUUCAAUAAGCAAUUGUUCAGAAAUGAGGAAGUUGUUUCCACUUGAGCUACUGCUUCUCCUCCAAAACUUAGAGAAGAUUCAUGUUCAUUGCUGCAAACAAAUGGAGGAGAUAAUAGCCUCAUCAGAUUCAGAUGAUACAUCAUCAGAUAAAUUCACUUUUCCCAAGUUAAUGGAAUUGAAAUUGUUAUGGUUACCCCAAUUGAAGAGCAUCUGCAGUGCCAAAGGAAUUUCAGCACAAUCAGUAGGCAAUUGGCAGGAAGAGAUCCAGUCUCUGGUCUCUGAUAAACUCCAAGUAAAGCUAAGCAAGAAUUUGAUGGCAAUAGCUCGGUUCAGGUGUACAGUGUUCAAGGAUGCAUUGCAAAAUUCUAAAGGUGAAGCCAACAGGAAAAGGAUGGUGGUUUUGGAUUCGGUGGGUGAAGACAACUAUGAAGAUGCCAUCAAUUUAGCAUCAUCCUAUCCCGCCAAACAGCUACCAUGGAUUGAUCCAAAAGUCGUCAGCAAAGUCAGAAACAGUGAAAAGUCCUCUACAACUAAGAAUGAAAAUCUGCUUUCUGAAACUGAGGGAAUGGUUGUUAGAUUAGUAGUAGGAAGCGCUACUCCUUAUCUGGGAAGCAAAGUAGGAGACCACAAGAAAGCAGGGAAAACUGAAGCUGGUGGGUAUCUUGACGAGCAAAAGAUUGAUGUUCAUAGAUUCAGUGCAGAGAACCAAUUUGAGGCAAUGUCUUGUUUGGAGUAUAAUGCAUCAACUGAGUAUUACUGGGAGCCCUUCAUUGUAGAGUCUAAUUCAAACCAUGCAAAAAAUCAUAUUGUCCUGAGGCAGCUGGAGCUAUGCAAAGAACUUGUAGGUUUCAAGGAUCAGUUCUUCAAGCUGAGGUUUUGGCUCUUGAUUUUGCAUUGGGGAUGGACAGAGAAUAUGGACACAGUAUUGUCAUCAUUGAAUCAAAUUGCGUUCAAGCCAUGCAAGUAGCUAUGUCAAACAAUGAUUGUUAUCUUCCUUUUGGAGCAAUUGUGGAGGAACUUCAAGCCAAGAAAUUCCAUUUUGUUUCUCUCUGUUACCAGCAUCUAAAGCAUGGUGUAACUGGGAAGCACAAAAGUUGGCUCAGCUACAAUCCCCUCUCCACCAUGGGCGGGUGUUUGCAAAUAAGGAAUGUAAAAUCAAGAUAUUUGAUAGAAUCAUAUAAAAAAAAAUGAGUAAUUUUCAUCCUAUUCUUUUCACAGAGAGGGAAUUGAUAUGUUUGGCAGAGGUAACCAUGUAAGAGAAAAGUGCAAACCAAAAAUGCCAUGAACAAGUUGCAAUGUUUUUACCAUUUAGGAAAGGGUUCUUGCAAUAGACACAUCACCCACCA
Rubroshorea leprosula is the source of this 3880-nucleotide messenger RNA. The record is from the annotation of a GenBank genome assembly. NCBI's taxonomy places the organism in Eukaryota, Viridiplantae, Streptophyta, Magnoliopsida, Malvales, Dipterocarpaceae.